This is a messenger RNA of Triticum turgidum subsp. durum (durum wheat), 366 nucleotides long. Lineage: Eukaryota; Viridiplantae; Streptophyta; Magnoliopsida; Poales; Poaceae. The record is from the annotation of a GenBank genome assembly.
AUGAUGGCUUCAGAGAUGAGCAAAGAUGUGAAGUUCUUCGAAGAAGAAGUCACCUCACACCCUCGCAUUCUUAAAGGUGAGGAACAAAAUGGUUGCGCCUGCGCGGCAGCCUUAAAUCUUCACGCUGAUGCUGGACGAGCUGCAAUAGUCGAUGUGCAAGUGAGGAGGCUCGUGGUGGGUGUUGGUCGAAGCGAAAGUGGUGGGGAUGCUGGAGUAAGCGACCUAUGCCGGUUGGGAUCCUUCUCCUUGCCUCCCCGACUGUGCCGAGAGAUAGUGGAGGAGGUGUGGGCUAAGAUCAAUAGGGAGCCCCGACCGGUGCAUGACCAGCCUCUGGCCGCGCCUCUGUCAUCGCAGCUUCUUGUCUAG